Wyeomyia smithii (pitcher-plant mosquito) is the source of this 1613-nucleotide messenger RNA. RefSeq lists its product as uncharacterized. The transcript has 2 exons. Gene Ontology annotation, molecular function: metal ion binding. Bases 180 to 1565 code for a protein of 461 amino acids. The record is from RefSeq and is a predicted model, not a curated record. NCBI's taxonomy places the organism in Eukaryota, Metazoa, Arthropoda, Insecta, Diptera, Culicidae.
UUUAAAAAUCGAAGGAAAACGAUAAACAUUUUUUAAAAAUCACGUUUUGCUCAGAAAAUUGCACUUUUUCAGCUUAUAUAUAAAUAUCAGAAAACCGUUUCAAACUUUAGGACCCAAUUAUUCUUCUUAAUAGUGUGUUUGUUAAGUUAAAACAGCAAAUCAGUUUGAUAAAUGUAACAAUGGUGAUUUGCACGUUCUUUUUAAAUAACAGUUGUCGCUUUGGUUCAAAAUGCAUUAAUGACCACAUUGAUUUGGCGUCUGUUAUCAAAUCCGAAGUGGAUGGUACUCUCAAAGGUAACCAAUGGCCACUGUCGUGCUUUGGACCCUUUAAAGGGCGCACUUGUGUGCCGAAUUUCAUAGAAGAUUUCAGUUAUGAAGAAAUUAGAAUGAUGUACCUGAAAGCCAAAAUGCAAAAUAAUAUUGCUGAGCACCAGAUGCAACUGGGAAGAAUGAUUACCGAGGCUAAACAGAAAAUGCAAUGGCUUGCCACGACAAACUCAAGCAUAAUGAAUAUAUUGAUUGAAUUGUACAAUCAACAGGAAGAUUCUUCAAAACCAGUGAUCGGUCAACCACCAACCGGACCUGUAAAUAAUCCAUUCGCCGCUCAAAUGGAGAAUUCUGCUCCCGGUUCUACAGCGAGUAUUUUCGGAGGGGGAAGUGCAUCUGGAGGAUUUGGAACAAUGAAUGCUGCUUUUGGCAAUUCAGGAACAACAGCGGGCAAUAUAUUCGGUACUGCAUCAAAUCAAAUUGGAUCUGGUAUUUUGGGUGGUGCAACUAACAGUACUUCGGUUGGAGGAAACAUGUUUGUGAAUCCUGCUCAAGCCGCAGCAACAGUAACCUCAAAUGUAUUUGCCUUACCGAAUUUGGGAAACAAACAAACAUCUAGUAACGUAUUUGGAGCCCCUCCUGUUUUUGGAAACACCAAUGUGUCGUUAUUUCCGGCCAAUCAAAAAAGUCAGGAUUCAUAUUCAGAUCCGGGUGGAUCCAUUUUCGGCGGAAACAGUGCGGCCUCAGUUCCUACUGGACAUUUAUUUACACAACAAGCUCAAUCGGUUUUUGGUCAAACAUCAAAUCAGAAUAAAAAUCUGUUCGCAAAUGCUUCGCAAACUCAACAUGCUACAGGAACUCUUUUUGCGCCUACUCCUAUAAAUACAAAUCCAUUUGUGAAUCCGACAUUCGGAGCUUCUCAAACAUCUUCCCAAGAACAUCAAAAUUUGUUCGGAUCAAGUUUUACACAAUCACCCCAACAAUCAGUACAGACUAGUAUGUUUUCCCAACCUGCAACACAAGCUCCCGCUGGAAGUAUGUUCGUCCCUACACCACAAGUAGCACAACCGGGCCAGACGGGCCCCUUUACAGCACAUCAGCAAUCUGCAUUUGGGAGUAAUGCUACAUCAAUCAACACUCCGUCAACUACAACUAGUACCGGCUUAAACACCCCGUCUGUUACGCUAUACAGUAGAAUGGAAGACUUGAACAAAGAGCAACUGGAUGCGUUCAAUGCCACUGCUUUUGAAAUCGGCAAAAUCCCAACUGUUCCACCACCUCGUGAGCUAUGCAAUUGAUUUAAAAUUACUAGGUACCUGUUGACAUCAAUAAAAAACAUCUUCGAA